CGGCACGCAUGGAUCAAAAUUCACAAGUAGAGUGAGGGACAGGUCGAUAAGGGAGAUGAGUUCGUCAGGGAUGAUGACGAUCAAUACCGGAUUGACUGACUCCCAACCUUCAAAAAACGAAAAAGAAAUGCAAAAUCCUCAAUCCUCCACCAAUGCAAACCAAGAUCCGACAAUUGAGCCCCAGCCUCAGCCCCAGCCCCGGCGACCCCGCGGGUUCGCUGCCACGGCCGCAGCGGCUGCAGCCUCAGUGAGCCCCACCGGCACUCCAUCUGGAACUGCCGCCGCAAGCACUGGCUCGUCCACCGGCAAGGGGAAACGUGAGAGGGAGAAAGAAAAAGAGAGGACAAAGCUUCGGGAACGGCACAGGCGAGCCAUCACCAGCCGUAUGCUGGCCGGCUUGAGGCAAUAUGGUAAUUUCCCUCUCCCCGCGCGUGCUGAUAUGAACGAUGUGUUGGCCGCCUUGGCGCGUGAGGCUGGUUGGACCGUUGAGCCCGACGGCACUACUUACAGGCUCAGGCACUCUCCCCCUCCCCAACAUCACCAACAUUUGGGAGCAUUUCCAGUGAGGUCAGUUGAAAGCCCAAUAUCAGCUAGUUCAUUGAAGAGUUGCUCUGUUAAAGCAACAUUAGACUGUCAGCCACCUGUUGUCAGAAUUGAUGAGAGUUUGUCACCAGCAUCUCUUGAUUCUGUUGUUAUAGCUGAGAGAGAUACAAGGAGUGAGAAAUACCCCAGUACUAGUCCCAUCAACUCAGUUGAAUGCCUGGAGGCAGAUCAGCUUAUACAAGAUGUUCAUUCCGGGGAGCAUGAGAAUGACUUUACGGGCACCCAAUAUGUCCCUGUUUUUAUAAAGCUUUCAACAGGUGUCAUCAACAACUUUUGCCAGUUGGCUGAUACUGAGGGUGUUAGACAGGUACUAAGUCAUAUGAAGUCCUUAAACGUAGAUGGAGUCGUUGUAGAUUGUUGGUGGGGAAUUGUUGAGGGGUGGAACCCACAGAAGUAUGUAUGGUCUGGCUACCGGGAAUUAUUUAAUGUUAUCCAAGAGUUCAAGAUGAAGAUACAGGUUGUAAUGGCAUUUCAUGAGUAUGGAAGAACAGACACUGCUGAACUACUGAUCUCCCUACCCCAAUGGAUUUUGGAGAUAGGAAAAGAAAACCAGGAUAUCUUCUUCACAGACCGUGAAGGAAGGAGGACUACUGAAUGUUUAUCUUGGGGCAUUGACAAAGAACGUGUUCUAAAUGGAAGAACUGGCAUUGAGGUGUACUUUGAUUUCAUGAGAAACUUCAGGACAGAGUUUGAUGACUUGUUUGCAGAGGGACUUUUUUCUGCAGUGGAGAUUGGACUUGGACCGUCUGGGGAGUUGAGGUAUCCCUCUUUCUCGGAAAGGAUGGGAUGGAGGUAUCCUGGCAUCGGUGAGUUUCAGUGUUACGACAAAUAUUUACAGCAAAAUCUACGGAAAGCUGCUAAAUUGCGUGGGCAUUCUUUCUGGGCUAGGGGACCUGAUAAUGCUGGCCAAUAUAAUUCUCGGCCACAUGAAACUGGCUUCUUUUGUGAACGAGGUGAUUAUGAUAGCUACUAUGGGCGCUUUUUCCUCCAUUGGUAUGCCCAGUCACUGACUGAUCAUGCUGAUAAUGUUUUGUCUCUAGCAAGUCUUGCUUUUGAGGAGACCAAGAUUAUUGUUAAGGUACCUGCAAUUUAUUGGUGGUACAAGACUUCCAGUCAUGCAGCGGAAGUAACAGCAGGAUACUAUAACCCUACCAAUCAGGAUGGAUAUUCUCCAGUUUUUGAGGUUCUAAAGAAACACUCAGUGACAAUAAAGUUUGUGUGCUCUGGAUUGCAGGUUUGUAGUUAUGAAAGUGAUGAAGCAUUUGCUGAUCCAGAAGGUUUGAGUUGGCAGGUUCUCAAUUCAGCCUGGGAUCGAGGAUUGACUGUUGCUGGUGAGAAUACACUUUCAUGUUUCGACAGAGAAGGGUGCUUGAGAAUAAUUGAGACCGCCAAGCCAAGAAAUGAUCCUGAUCAUCGCCACUUUUCAUUCUUUGUCUAUCAACAGCCAUCUCCUUUGGUCGAAGGAGUAAUAUGUUUCCUAGAUUUGGAUUACUUCAUUAAAUGCAUGCAUGGAGAUAUAACUGGUGACCUAGUACCCUAGCAUUAUGCUGUUUUUGGAUAAAAGUGGAAUGAUGAAGGUGAAGUGCCAAUUUCAACUGUAGGCUAACACUGAUGAGGUUGCUAACAUGAAAGGUGUAGGAUAUGUUAGGGUUCAGCUCAUGUGAGAGAUUGUACUAAAUUUGUCCAAGUUGUUUCGCUCACGUAAUGUCAUAUUCGAAUAUAUGUAUAUCUGUCUGUCUGUCUGUCUGUAUAAGCUGAGUAAAGCAACUUAAAGCGUUUUACAGUUGACGCAUACGAUGAAUGAUAUUGAUAUGUAUUUUUGGCAUGUAAUAAGACAGUACAUAUUUGGUUUGGGGUCAUCAAUCAUCAAGGCUGAAGCACGCAAAAGAAGCAGAGUAAAAAGAAAUCAUUUGUCUCUGCUCUCUUUGGUAACCAAACUAUGUAUAAUGAAUUGAAUUCUGAUAUCAAGCGAUGAUACUUGCCUGCUAAGUGAAAUGAGGCUGUCCUA
Messenger RNA from Theobroma cacao (cacao), 2611 nucleotides. It is a transcript of the gene BMY2, whose product is annotated as beta-amylase 2. Gene Ontology annotation, molecular function: beta-amylase activity. Lineage: Eukaryota; Viridiplantae; Streptophyta; Magnoliopsida; Malvales; Malvaceae. The record is from RefSeq and is a predicted model, not a curated record. Gene Ontology annotation, biological process: polysaccharide catabolic process.